AUGGGAAGUUCAGGCUCAUUGUCCGAGUUAAAGCAGAUCGCGGUGGCAGCAUCCCGGGAAGGGAAGCUUGUGAUCGCGGAUGAAAUAGAUUGCGACAGAAAACGGCAUGAAGAAGACCUGUUUACGUCUGCCUUCACUACGCCACACCCCCAUGUUGGCACAGAUUGGCGUGAGGCGGAUCGUGUGUCCCCGUACCCUGUCUUAGUUCCAGAAUAUUUCAUCGAGAACGCGAAGCAGCUGCAAGAGGCACUCGCAAUCGCGGUGGCCAACAUCGUGGAACGGUGGGCUGAGCCUGGUGGAGGGAAUGAUUCGCUUUCACAACGUAUGCCACUGCAGCUUCACGAGGAGGCUCUUCUUCGUUGGAUACACCAGAAGACAAAAGAAGGCAUUAUCCCACCUUAUAAAGAGCGGAUGGGGCACUGGCGGCCGGAUAUCCUGCUCUCAAAUACAGAGCAUGGAGAUUUAUCAUUCCGCAUCUGUGAAAUCAACGCGCGAUUUUUCCAAAACUCCCUUAUGUAUUCAGUGCAAGCUCUUACAGCUUGUUCCCGAAUGCUUUCAGGCCACCCUGUGUUGCAGCCUACAGCUGACCCAGAAGAUUUGCUUGAUUGUCUUUGCGGUCUAUUUGAUCCGAGUUUGCCUCUCCACCUGUUGGUGGGUUGGGGUAAGCCGAAAGUGGCAGUGGCAGUCAGCAAACUCUUAACGGAGCGAGCGGGAGUCUCAGCAAGGGUCAUCAGCCCCUCUGAUCUCCGUCUUGUCCCAGAUGAUACGUCCCCUACUGGGUACAACCUGUACGCAGUCUGCGCAAAGUCCGAUCUUGAAACAAUUCCUAGUCAGGAUUCCACGCGUGACGGCCUUGAGCCAGUUCGUCAGGUGGGACUGUACUUUUUCCAGGACGAAUUCCGUCAUCUAAGCGUGGAGAUACUCCAGCACAUAGCACUCCGCUCUGUAAAUGAUAUUCGAACUAUUCUCCUAGUAGCUGACAAGCGGAUCCUAGGGAUAGUGCUACAGGAGCUUGACGCCCUGGUCAAUGACUAUAAGGUACUCACCCCUGAACAAGCAUGCAUCUUGCGAGAUGGAAUUGUUCCCACUGUUCUUCCUGGUUCUCCUGAACUAAAUGAAUUGAUCUCAAAUGGUCACUCCAACCCAGACCUAAAGAACGAUUACAUUAUCAAGCCAUCUCGUGAUGCGGAAAGUACUGGGAUUCUGUUCGGAGACGAGCUUUUGGGCGUUGAAUGGGACCGCCUACUCGCUGAUAUGCAGGAUCCGCGACUUUAUCCUCACCAAUUUCAGUAUAUCAUACAGCCUAUUGUCCGUCAACCUGCGAUCAAUAUUUCACACGAAGUCGACUUGACACACGGCGAUAUGAACAUUGUCGGCCUCUAUUAUGCAUUCAACGGCCGUUACAAGGCUCUCGGCGCGUGGAGGGCGACACAUGGGCGACUCUCUUGUUACUCGAAGGGGGGAUUCAGAAUCCCCUCAAUCAGCAAACAAUACUUGCUCGAUUUGGAGGAAUGGCUACGGAAUUACUCGCGGAGCGCAGGAAAAGAUCUUCGGUCCACAUCUGAUACACUAGCGUGUCUUAGGGUUAUUUUUCAGCUGUCCACAUUCCACAUUCCGGGAGCUCGAAAUGAUUUGAUCCCACAUGGGUUUCAGAAAUCCUUACCAGACCAACAAGAUCAUAGCACUGUGCUGUAUCCGACCCUAAAUCUGUCUAACGCGUGGAUUAGUGUAGCGGGACUCCUUCCCAUCACCUUACUAGGAGCAUAUGCAUACAAAAAUCUCGUCUUGGUAACAUGGAGAAGCAAGCGUAAGCAGUUGAGUCUACUGUCCGAGUUCUACGCGGACCAAGAUGGAGAGGCGACGGCCGAGUCCAUCAAAAGGGUCUCAGCACGGAAUAUCCACCGACAGACGGGAGCAUAUAUUGGACUCGCCGGUGCGGUUUCCAUUGCGAAGAUUGUACAGUCUCUGGUACUUCAACGACAUGGUUUGCCCGUGGUAGACUUGUUGCAAGCUGUUAUCUGGGCAUUUCUCGCUCUUCAGUGUAGCGCUUUGUUUCUCCGGCUCCCAACUCCAGUGCAUUAUACAAUUGCAUUGCGAGCCGCGCUUAGUUUAGCAGUGACAGUCAUCGUCCUCCUUACGCAGCUGUUUCAUUUUUAUAAUCCAGAUGAACCUGUGACACCGGAAAGUCUACUACUAAUCGUGCUCCAAAUUGCGCUGAGUCUCUGCGCUAUUGUCUCGAAUCUUCUAGUCCAGAGACGGCCAGAUGUAUUUCACAAUGGGAUGCCUGUGGAUCGAGAAUACUCGACAUCCUACUUGGGAUGGCUUAGCUUCAGCUGGAUAGGACCAUUGUUGAGAACGACGCGAACAUGCACAUUGCAGACUGGCGAUUUACCCGAACUUUCCUACGGCUUGCGGGCUGAGAGUGCACUCUACACCUGCUUUCAGACGAUGGGUGGUGGAGCUUCCGGGUAUCUUAGGCUGUGGAUGGAGAUUCUACGGUCCGAGGUUGCUCUCCUGUCCUUGCAAGGAAUCAUUACGCUGAGCUCAUCAAUCCUAGGAUUUGUGCCCCAGUUCGCCGUGAUGAGGAUUCUGGGUACACUGGAGAAGGCGAAAGAAGGCGAAAGAGACGAGGUCCGCUUGUACGCGUUCCUUGCGCUUCUCUGCACCUCGACUAUGACAACGGCCAUCCUGGAUAGCUUGAAGAAUUGGAUCUCGUACGGCAAGCUUUCCAUCCGCGUGCAACAACGGCUGACAGUAGCGGUCUUUGACAAGGCCGUUCGCCGGAAGGCCGGCGUGGCAUGCGCAUCCAAUAUAGACAGGACAAAGGGCGGUGUUGUCGACAGCCCGCUGAAUCCUAUCAACCUGGCCGCAGUCGAUGCCAAGACCGUCGCAGACUUUGUCUGCACGACUUAUCAGCUUUACGAGGCACCAGCAAAGCUGCUGGUGGCAUCAGUCUUCUUGUGGACUCUCUUGGGGUGUGAAGGCCUGCUGGCCUGUGGCGUCGUGCUCAUGCUCACUAGCUGUGGCAAUUCGUACACGAUCAAGAGAUAUACUCGGAGCCAGCGCAAUUUGCACCGGUUCCGCGACCAGAGACUAACUCUCGUCACGGAGGUCGUGCGGGGCAUCCAGCAUGUCAAAUUUGCCGCCGCUGAGGAUCAGUGGGAGGCGAGAGUUGGCCAGCUACGGGGCGAGGAGAUGCGUGCACAAUUGUCCGCGUAUCUGUGGCAGACAUUCAUGUACUCCGUGUACUUUUUGAGUCCGAUUCUGCUCUCGGCAGCGGCUCUAGGGGUGACGGUGUUGCGUCGCCGUAACUUGACUGCGACCACUGCCUUCACGACGAUUGUUGUUCUGAAUUCCAUCGAGAUCUCGCUGAGUGUGCUGCCGGAUAUUUUCUCCACGAGCGCCGGUGCUUUUGUGAGUAUGCAGCGUCUCAAUCUCUUCUUCGCCGAGCCAGAUCAUGCAUCACAAGUGAUGCCAUCCGAGCUGAUCGAAUUUCGGGACGCGACAUUGGCAUGGCCUUCGUCCACGCCGUUCCUCAGCGGCGUAAAUCUCAAAUUCCCCGGAGGUGCGUUGAGCGUCAUCACCGGCGCCACAGGAGCCGGCAAGAGUCUCCUCCUGACUGCCAUCCUUGGAGAAGCUGAUCUACUCGCGGGCACAAUCAGCGCGCCAACUCCGUCCCUUUCAUGCUCCGCUGGAGGUGGGAUAGCAUACCUUCCACAAAUCCCGUGGAUUAAGCGAGGAACAAUCAAAGAUAACAUUCUGUUUGGAACUCCCUUCAAAUCGGACCGGUACGCGGAGGUUCUAUUUGCCUGUGCCCUGGACAAGGAUCUGGAGCGGUUACCAGCCGGAGAUCUGGAAGGUAUUGGGACUGACGGUGUGAAUUUGAGCGGUGGUCAGAAAUGGAGGGUGUGUCUUGCCCGGGCACUGUACAGCCCCGCGCGUACCUUAGUUCUGGACGAUUUCUUCAGCGCCGUGGAUGUGCAUACCAGGACCCAUCUGUAUCGCCAUGCCUUGAUGGGAGAGCUAGCCCGAGGGAGGACCAGGAUCCUGGUUACGCAUCACGUCGACCUCUGCCUGUCCUCAGCGCAAUAUUUGGUGUCCGUAGGCAAUGGCACUGCGGUUGCGACGUCGGUGGAGGAUGCUCGACAGGAGCAAGUAGGCAGGGUACACUCUGUGGCAACCGUUGAUGACAACGGGAUAGAGGAUAGUGAGCAUGUGAUAGAACAUAUUCAAACUCCUCGUAGGGAUGACGAGGAAGAUCCAGGCUCGAGCAGGGAGGCAAUUCGGGCAUACUUGACCCAAGGGGGUUCAGCAUUUCUCUGGGCUCUAGUAAUUGUGUCAUUUAUCGGAUAUAGCGGGCUCAUGCUGGGUCGGGGAUGGUGCAUCAAGCUCUGGACCAGUCAAGCAACGCCCUCGCAUUCUUCUGAUCAUCUCCGGUAUUACUUCGCCAUCUACCUGGGACUAUCCCUCAUUACUGCCAUGGUUGGGAUAACACGCUGCUAUCUCAUCAUCAAUGUUGCCUUUCGGGCCGCUCAGCGCCUGUUCAAUCAGAUGCUCCAUACAAUCCUCCGCGCUCCGCUGCAAUGGCACGCUGCCAUCCCCUCCGGCCGCAUUUUGGCUCGGUUCUCAUCCGACAUGACCGUCGUCGAUUCACGACUAGCAAGAGACCUGCGCAACACUCUCGAUCGUGUUGCGGACGUCGGCAUGGCCCUUGCGGCAGGGUCUCUCGUGAACCCCCUAGUCCUGCUUGUCGCAGCUGCCCUCAUUAUCCUGUAUCUCCGCUUCGCACGCACCUACCUGCGUGCAGCCCGCAUGCUAAAUCAUCUAACGAGCGCCGCAAAGGGUCCCAUCUACGGCCACUUGGAUGCGUGUCUGGCCGGACUUCCUAUCAUCCGUGCCUGGGGUCAGGUUGAUGCAUACCGCCAGUCAUUCCUGGAAAAGGUCGACAACCACAGCCGGGCGUACUGGUCUCAACGCCUCCUCAACCGCUGGCUCGGCUUCCGCAUUAACAUGAUCGGGGCUGCAUUCUCCGCCGCCUCCGCCGCGCUGAUCAUAUCGCUGCGCCAUGUCAAUGCUGGGACCGCCGGGUUCGCGCUUAGUUUCACUAUGCAGAUAUCCACGGCCAUCGGGAUGGUGGUCCGCUAUUAUGCCUUCCUCGAGCAGGAUGUGAAUAGCCUUGCGCGGGUACAGGAGUACGCACACCUCGAGAAGGAGCGGUACGAGGGCCACGAUGCGCCUGCAGCCUGGCCCACUAGUGGUCGCAUAGAAGUAUCCGAUCUUGUCGUGCGACAUGGGCCGCAUCUACCCCCUGUACUGCAGGGCAUCAAUUUCCGGGUGGAAGAAGGCCAGCGCGUGGCCGUGGUCGGGCGCACGGGUGCCGGCAAGUCCUCCCUUGUGCUGGCACUAUUUCGGAUCCUUGAAGCUGAGCAAGGCCAAAUCUUUGUGGAUGGCCUCGAUAUCUCACAGUUGAAGCUGCAGAUGCUCCGCGGCCGGAUUGCAGUUAUCCCGCAGGACCCGGCCAUCUUCCGUGGUACGAUCCGGUCGAACCUGGACCCGUUCGAUGAGCAUGAGGAUGACGUGCUCCUUCACGCGCUUGAGAGCGUUCGGUGGCCCCUUGACUCUUCAACCGGAUUCGCCAUCUGCUCGCCUCUAGAUCGCGCGGUGGACGCCGGGGGUAGCAACAUGUCGCAAGGCCAGCGCCAGCUGCUCUGUAUCGCGCGGGAGAUCAUCCGGCGGCCCAAGAUCUUGGUGCUGGACGAGGCGACAUCGGCGGUGGACAAGCAGAGUGACCGACUGAUCCAGCAGUGCGUCCGAACGGUUUUUGGAGGUGGCUCUACCACGUUGCUAGUCGUUGCGCAUCGGCUGGGCACGGUGGCUGAUUUUGAUCAGGUCCUGGUGCUGGCUGCUGGGAGAGCAGUUGAGUUUGGGAGUCCGAUGGAGUUAAUGCAAAGGGAGAAUGGUAUCUUUCGAGAGAUGGUGGAGCAUGACCAAGAGAGAGUGUUAAACCCAACUGGGGCCAUUUCUGGCACUUUCCAUACUCUGUCGAUCCAAGGCCCUGGAAUUCUUCUUGGAGUGUUAUUUUUCUAUCUUUUUUACAAGUACACAAGACGGAUCUACUUCCACCAGUUGAGCGCCAUUCCCGGCCCCCGUCUGGCGGCCGCCACUCAUCUCUACGAAGCUUACUAUAACAUUCUGGGACAAGGAUUGUCCAAGCGUGCCAUUCAAUUGCACAGAAGAUACAACUCCCCCGUCAUCCGUCUUGGAACCAAUCGCGUCCAUGUGGGUGAUCCCAGUUACUACCAUACCAUUUACAACUCAGGCACAAGCUAUCACAAAGAUCCGGGAGUCUACAAGUUACUCGGCAUCGAUGGAUCGAUCCUUACCAUCACCGAUCCGGAGGAGCACAAACAGUACCGCAGCAUCGUCGGCUCUCUGUUCUCCAAGAAACCGGCCGAUGACCUUGCCCCGAUGAUGGCGGGGUUGCUGAACAGAUCGGCCAAAUCAAUGGCACGCCAGGGGAGAGAAGGCAAACACUCCGUCAUCCAACGUGUCUAUCGGUCAAUCUCGGCAGAUAUGGUGUCAUAUUUGCUGUUUAAUCGACCGCUGGGUUUGAUCGACUCACCACACGAUGCGGAUCAUUACCAUUCGUUCAUGCUGAGUAUUGACAGAUUUACUGCGAUUACCUGGCCUAGAUUCUACUACCCGAUUUUGAACUGGGUUAUCGAUUCCUUUCCUACCUUUGUGGUGGAGAGGCUCCAACCAGGCCUGAGAAACUUGCAGGAGCUAUUCAAAGGAUGGCUAGACGAGAGCAUCGCCGCCCAUGAUGCGGGAAAGCCCGUCGAAGGUCGCAGAACCUACUUGGACCUGAUGACUGAAGCGAAACGCAAGACCGGCGAACCUCUCCGCCCGGACCAACUCUUCGAUGAUAUCUUGAAUUAUCUCGUGGCCGGCAUGGAGGCGACUAGCUACGUGCUCUCCUUCGGAACAUAUUUCCUGCUGAACAAGCCGCAGGCGAGAGCGAAGCUGGAGGCGGAGCUGCUGGAGGCCCGUCCCUUCAUUCGAGAUGAAUUUGACCACCGCAAAAUCAUGGCGCUACCUUAUUUGACAGCAGUGGUAAAGGAGUGUCUGCGGUUGAGUAAUACCGUGCCGGGGUUCCUACCCAGGGUCGUUCCAGAGGGUGGAGUGAACAUUGGUGGUUACGACAUUCCGGGUGGUACUCAAAUAUCAAUGAUCCAUCCCGUCGUCGAACUGAACGAGGAGAUUUUCCCGAAUCCGCACGAAUUCAUACCCGAGCGCUGGCUAGGCGACAACAGCCAAGAUCUAGAAAAGUGGGCUAUUUCAUUCAGCAAGGGGCGAAGGCAAUGCAUCGGCACCAAUUUGGCGUAUAUGAUGUUGUAUGCGUCUAUCGCCGUGUUUUUUUCGCGCCUUGAGAUGGAGCUGUACGACACGACAGCAGCGGAUAUGGAGAUUAUUGACCAAUUUGCACCAAUCAUCCAAGGCACAGUCAAGGUGAAAAUCACCACGGAUCGGUGGAGGGAAUGA
This is a messenger RNA of Talaromyces proteolyticus, 7542 nucleotides long. RefSeq lists its product as uncharacterized. Gene Ontology annotation, biological process: transmembrane transport. Gene Ontology annotation, molecular function: oxidoreductase activity, acting on paired donors, with incorporation or reduction of molecular oxygen; ATP binding; ATP hydrolysis activity. The record is from RefSeq and is a predicted model, not a curated record. Gene Ontology annotation, cellular component: membrane. Bases 1 to 7542 code for a protein of 2513 amino acids. Lineage: Eukaryota; Fungi; Ascomycota; Eurotiomycetes; Eurotiales; Trichocomaceae. The transcript is spliced from 15 exons.